Messenger RNA from Sodiomyces alkalinus F11, 4186 nucleotides. Its product is annotated as L domain-like protein. The record is from RefSeq and is a predicted model, not a curated record. Bases 492 to 3851 code for a protein of 1119 amino acids. Lineage: Eukaryota; Fungi; Ascomycota; Sordariomycetes; Glomerellales; Plectosphaerellaceae. The transcript has 2 exons. Gene Ontology annotation, molecular function: protein binding.
GUGUGCUCGCCUUUUCACGCCCGAAUAUCCCCUUCCCGAAGGUUGGCAUAUGCAUGUUCAAGUUCUGAGUUUGUAUCAGAUGUCGGAAAAAUUGUGAAUUCAUGGACGAAACUCAGCCCCAGGCGACCCGCCAAAGCGGCAUCCCUCGACCCUCCCGCCUCCCUCAGCCCAGGUCGACGGCAUCAUCUUCUACAACAUCCUCCUCGAUACCUAGGACGACGUCUCUUCGACAUGCUCCUUCUAGGGAUGGCAUCUCUGGGUCCCUUCCGCGGCAACGCCUCCGGACCACACCGUCACGAGACCAAUUGGCCAGACCGACUGUGCACACCUCCACAACCUCCACACCCUCAACAAUCUCAACCAGCAAUGUGCCCAGCGCCUCGAGCUUGAGAAGGGAUGGACCGAACGUGGCUACCGCUAGAUCGAGCUCCUUAGGACCGACGAGCAAGACCUUUUCCUCUUCCACUUCCUUCCGCAAGCCGUCUCUAUCGAUGGCUGGUCCUACCUCUAAUCCCACUACAUGCACCGAUCCCGAUACCGAGCAGCACAAGGGGCCCUCCCAGCGAUCAGCUUCCAUACCCAUGCGUCCGUCUGUAGCUACAGGAGUGGCUCCACUUCUCGCCACAGGACCCGUAUCAUCGGCUACCAGCGUCUCUAGCCAGUCUCCCAUCGAGUUCCAGCCUCUUCCCAGUACCGCCGAGAUCGAUGUGGCACACGAUACGCUUCCUGCUCGACCUGCCAAGUCCCGACCUUCGCUCGCCGAACGCACUAUAGAAACACUCUCCCAGUUACCGUCUUCUCCCGCAUUGUCCAAGAAAAGUUCGUCAUUUUUUGAUCCCGACGGUUCAAGACGACCCAGGUCGCGUGCCGAGAGCAACGCAUCCCGACCGGGCUCGAGUUAUGCAUCCGAUGCGUCAUCGUUUAUGCGACCGGCCUCCCGUGGUCGAAGCCGUCCUGGCUCGAGUUCAGGUCCGGAUGACGGUGUAUCUGCCUUCCGAGCAUCUACCAAUACCUUUCGGCGUCCAAUGGCCACAAUAGAGGGCACGCCUUCGCGGCGGACGUCAGGAAUUGCGUCUCUCCGGACGCCCUCGGUCAAAGCCGGCCCCCGCCCUGCCACCGCCAGUUCCACCAGGUUUUCCGCCUCCACCACAAGACGGGACGAUACUCGAAGCCCUAGUCCGGCGACGGUCAUGCGACCUAGCGGGAUCGCGACCCCGUCCAAGGUCGUGUCGGCCACCGUGGGCGCUCGGACUUCGAGGGCCAGGGGUUCUGUGAACGGACUGUUCAAGAAGCGGUCUCUCCCUUCCAUCGACCGCGCUGCCGCCCAGUCUCCGACAACACAGUCAUCCUUGAAAGUCGUAUCCAGGCCCCGGACAGCAGCUCCACCAAGGCGUCUCAAGAAUGCCCGGACGCCUGCGAAAAAAACCCCAAUUAAGAAACCGACCGAAGAAGCAGCAGAAGCCCCAGAAACCCCCAGCCUCAAAUCGUCAGCAGCGCUGCGGGAUCAGAUUGCCAAGGCAAAAGCAGCGAAACGUGCUGCCGUCCGGCAACUGUCUAAUGCCCCACAACUAGAACUAGACUCGGAUUCGACCUUGCCUGUACAAGAAGAAGACCGUUGGCAGCCGCCCAAGUCCCCCAUUGUCCCCUCGGACCAUAGCUUCGACUUUGGAUUGCCGGUUGCCGUGACCGACGAUCCGUUUAACAUAAAGAGAAGCGAGAAGGCGACGGACAAGAUCCUUCGCCAGCGGCUCGCCGACGCGCGUACCUCGGGGCGGUUGAACAUAGCCACCCUGGGUUUCAAGGCCGUCCCACUGGAUGUGCUGAAGAUGUACGAUGCCGAGACGACGGGCACGUACGAUGGGAGCUGGGCCGAGAGCGUCGAUGUGACCAAGUUUGUGGCGGCAGACAACGAGUUUGAGGAGAUAGACGAUGCCAUCUUCCCGGACGUGACGCCCGAGGAGCUGGGCGCGGAUGAGGACGGCAAUGGCAACAUCUUUGCUGGGCUGGAAACGCUAGACUUGCACGGCAAUAUGCUCAUCUCUCUCCCCGUGGGCUUGAGACAACUCCGCCUACUCACGUCUCUUAAUCUGUCCUCCAAUCGCUUAGCCAACAACUGCCUAGAAGUCAUCUCCCAGAUUUCGUCUCUUCGCGACCUGAAGCUACCCACUAACCUCCUCUACGGACCGCUCGAUCCUUGCAUUUCCAAUCUGCGGCAUCUCGAAAUCCUCGACCUUCACGGUAACAACUUGUCGUCCCUCCCGGUCAACAUUGGGAACCUAGAGCGCCUCCGCAUCCUGAACAUCAGCGACAACAGCGUCGAGUGCCUGCCCUUCUCCAGUCUAUCCAAGAUGCCUCUUUUCGAAUUAUGGGCGAAGAACAAUAAGCUGACGGGCACGCUCAUCGAGGAAGGCGUGCGAGUUCUCCCCAAUCUUCAGUCACUGGACGUGUCGUGCAACCAAAUCACCCAUCUCGUCGCCCCUGGGUCGGCGGUUGACUUCCCUGCCCUCUACCAACUCUUCCUCUCCAUGAAUAGGCUGCAGGCUCUCCCGGACGCUAGCUCCUGGACGAAUCUGGUGACACUGACGGCGGACGAGAACAGCAUCUCGUCGUUUCCAGAUGGACUAUUCAGUCUCGAGAAGCUAAGACACAUCGACGUCUCGUCCAACGACAUCAAGGCGGUGCCGCCCGAGAUUGCGAGGAUGGAUAGCCUCUCUAUGAUCCGGCUGAGCGGCAACCCCCUGCGUGAGAAGAAGCUGGUGUCUGCCACGACGGAAGAGCUGAAGGAUAUCCUGUCCGCCCGGUUGGAGCCGCCACCCCCUUACUGCGACGUGACGACGACGACUUCUCAGGCAAUUGCCCCCGAACUGGUCCGAGAUGUGAAGGUGGCGGGCGAACCGGCUCGGGGGUCGACGGAAAACAAGCCACAGGAGAGUGCACGGGAUGAGGGGGAUAUUCCCGAAGACAGAAACACGCCCACUCCCACGCCCAGCCCCACUCCUACUUCUACGGCUAUGGCGACUGCUGAUGAUGCCGAUGACGCCGAACAGGACAGUAGGUCGGACAUGGACGACUUUGCCACGCCUCCAACGUCGGCACCGCACACUCCCGCGCGGUCCCGUUCGCACACCGUGUCGAGCCAGACGUGGCCGGUCAAAGUGGGUGGCCUAUUGGACCGAUCCAACACGGGCUCGGCGUCGCUACACCCCGUGGUGUGCUCAAAGGUGGCGGCGGCUACCAAGGUGUACGAGGUGCAGUUGCACCACAACCUCUUCACGGCGAUACCCGAUUCCCUGUCCUUCUUCGCCGAGACGUUGUCGGCGCUCUCGCUGGCGCACAACAAGCUGGUGGGCGAGACGUACCUGACGGAAGAGCUCGAGCUGCCGGCGCUCCGCGAGCUGAACCUGAUGGGCAACCACAUCACCAGCCUGACGCCGCUGACGACGCACCUGCGGUCCCCUCGCCUGGAAAAGCUGGACGUGUCGGUGAACCGCAUCACGGGACUCCCCGGCGACCUGCGGACGGCGUUCCCGCAGCUCGUGGUUCUUUUGGCGGCGAAUAACCACAUCAUGGACCUCGACCCCGACACGAUCAAAGGCUUGCAAGUCGUCGACGUGGGGAGCAACGAUAUUACGCACUUGAACCCCAAGUUGGGGCUCCUUGGCGGCAGCGGCGGGCUGAAAAGGCUCGAGGUGGCGGGGAACAGGUUCAGGGUUCCGCGGUGGAGUGUUCUUGAGCGGGGGACGGAUGCCACGUUGCGGUGGCUUAGGGGUCGUGUGCCCGUGGCGGAGAUGGCGAGCUGGAAGGAGAACCAGGCGGAGAGUGGUGGGUAUUCCGACUCGGACGUGGAUUGAGCGUUGGGGGUGAAAGAAGAGCCGUUCGAUGAGAUGUGAUGGGGGCUUUGGUUUUCAUGCCCCCUCCUCCCCUUUUUUGGGUUUUUUUGGUCUUUUUCUUCCUUUUCUUCUCUUCACUUCCGGCUUUCCACUGACCACCGCAUUGUCUCGAGGCAAAGAUGAUGUUUAUAUCCGUAUACUUAUACCCUUUUGCGACUAGACCUGGGCGAUGAUGGCCCACGGCUAAUGGAUUUUUUCUUCUUUUUUUUUUCUUCACCUUCUCGCGACAGGGGCUUGAUAUCCCAUACUAAUCAUGUCUCAAAAUUACAUAAUUAAUGGAGUGGGUUUAAUGGGGC